Molecule: messenger RNA, 1428 nt
Organism: Trichomonas vaginalis G3
Lineage: Eukaryota; Parabasalia; Trichomonadida; Trichomonadidae
Exons: 1
Coding region: 1-1428 (475 amino acids)
Source: RefSeq, a predicted model, not a curated record
AUGACUUCUCCAUUUGUUUUGGUGAAGAUUCUAAAACUUUAUCAAAAGGAAUAUUAUGAUGAAUAUGUUUUACCUUUAUUACGUAAGCCAAAAAUAACAUUUGAUAUCAAACUUGAUGACUCGUUUUUGAUAACAGAUAUUAGACGCAGGGCUGAAAAUCAUCAGUAUAAAAACAGUUCUGAAGUAAUUGAGGAUUUAUCACGUGUAAUCCGUUUUGUAGAUUGUGGAAACAAAUAUUUCAUUCAAAAGGACUAUAAUAUCCACGACAAAAUGAAUCAAAUAUCAUUCGUUCUUCAAUCAAACAUGAAAGAGUCACUCAAAAUGAUUAAAUUAUUUAAAGAAGAAGGUAAAACCAUAACAGCAUGGGACGUACUAUUAAAUCAAUUAUCCUCAUUAACCGUUAAGGGUGUUUGCUUUAAAUCUGAUUCCCCAGAUGUUUUCUCAACGUUUCAGGGUUAUAAAUACAACAUUCUUGAAAAGCCUGAUUACUCAAAAAUUGAGAUGUUUAUGAAUUUCAUUAAAGAAGCCAUUUGUGAUAAUAACGAUGAAGUGUAUAAAUACCUUCUCGGCUGGAUUGCAUCAAUGAUUCAACAUCCUGGUAUCAAGAAUGAAACAGCAAUUAUUUUGAAAGGACUUCAGGGAACAGGUAAAAACAGAUUUACAGACAUUAUUUCUGAACUUCUCGCCGGUUAUUCAUGUAAAAACAUUACUGAAAUAAGUGAGCUAACGGGUAAUUUCAAUUCAGUAGUUGAGAAUAAAAUGUUUCUUGUACUUAAUGAACUCAAGAAUGUAGGUGAAGAUAGACUCGCAAACUUCAACGCUUUGAAAUCAAUUAUAACGGAUAAUGAGAUUAGAAUUAAUGAAAAGAAUCAACCCAGAAGAACAGCACAGAAUGUUGCCAAUUUCAUUUUCGUAACUAAUAACGUCUACCCUGUCAAAAUUGAAGUUGGAGACAGAAGAUACGUAGUUUUAAGGGUUAAUGGUAAAUUCAAGGGUCAAUUUGAUUACUUCAAGAAUUUGAUGGAUUCAUGCACAAAGGAAUUUUAUGAUAACCUUUUAACAUAUUUUAUCAAUUACGACCUUUCAUCAUUUAAUGUACGAAUCAUACCGAUGACUGAAGCCAAACAAGAUUUAAUUGAAUUAUCAACAAAUCCUUUAGAUGAAUGGAUAAAUACACAUUAUGAUGAAUUGAGUGCAGGUAUGACAUGUAAAAAUGCUCUAUUCUGCAAACCAUCAGACAUGAAAGACAAGAAUUUCCAAAUGAGCAUUAAGGAUAAAUGUGAUAGGAAACAGAGAAGAAUAGAUGGUAAACAAACAUGGUGUUAUGUUUUGAAAGAAGAAAUGAAAGGAUUAUAUAAACAGGUUGAACCAAACGAUAAUGAGGAUUCAUUUACUGACGAUGAAAUACCUGUAAAUGAGGCAGUAUAA